This is a messenger RNA of Poecilia latipinna (sailfin molly), 7580 nucleotides long. Its product is annotated as protein phosphatase 1 regulatory subunit 29-like. The record is from RefSeq and is a predicted model, not a curated record. Gene Ontology annotation, molecular function: protein binding. The transcript is spliced from 8 exons. Lineage: Eukaryota; Metazoa; Chordata; Actinopteri; Cyprinodontiformes; Poeciliidae. Gene Ontology annotation, cellular component: plasma membrane. The coding region runs from base 820 to 3729 and encodes 969 amino acids.
AAGAAGCAGCCGGCAUGCUGGUGUAAACGGAGCUGACAAUGGAGGAUUCAAGCGCGCGUGUUUUGAAACGUAUCGUCGGCAGAGGGGAAGUGUUGCUACCGAAGCUCCUUGGACACAGGAGCCAGAUCAAAUUGGACAUAGACCUCUAGAUACUCUUGAAAGAAAAAAAAAAAAAAACAAUUUUGGGAGGGGUAAAAUAUUACCCAGCAUUCAGAGUCUGAAAGAGUUUCACUUUACCAAAGAAGUUAGAAGACUGUAACCAGGAGGCGGUGUUCUCGAGCGGACAGGACGUCUCCACCUCUGCAUGUUUUGAUUUAACUCCAGCUCAAGUAGAGGUGUCCAUCCCAGCUGCCAGGCUCAUCCGCAUGACUUCGCACAGGCUUUCAUCUCUGUGAAGUGGGUGAUGAUUUGACAGCAUCAAACUCAAGACCCAGAACCUUUCUAGGAGACAGACUCCCGCCUGAUCCAUUCAAUUAAAACCGCCGUCGUCGAGCGCCAUGAGCUGCUGCUGCUGGGGUGACGUCCUGCCAAACCCGCUGACAUGGAACACCUAAAAUGGAAACGGGACUGACUGCCAUGAUCCAACUCCUGCUUUAAUCGUCAACUAGACCUCGUCCCGUUCCGUUCCGACCUUCCUCCGCGCUCCUCGCCCCGACCUGAACCGCUCCCAGUUUUGAAUUUGAACUGCUGCUCUCUACCUUUCCUCCCCCUGUUCCCCCGUUCCUCACCCUUCCCCGUCAGCUCCUUUUCUUUUCUGUUUUUUUUUCUUCACCCUACUCCUUUCAACGGAGGCGACAUCAAACACUCUGAAUUCAAACCAUGGCCGCCAGACAGCGUUCGUCCUCCCCGUCUCCCUCCCUGCUCCUUCCCGUCCUCCUUCCUGCACUGCUGCUCCUGCACCUGCCUGCUGCGGUGACAGGGGACUGCUGGCUGAUAGAGGGGGACAAAGGUUACGUUUGGCUGGCUAUCUGCAGUCAGAACCAGCCUCCGUACGAGACCAUCCCCCAGCACAUCAACAGCACGGUUCAUGACCUGAGGCUGAAUGAGAACAAACUCAAGGCUGUGCUCUUUACCUCCAUGUACCGCUUCACAAACCUAACUGAUCUCAAUCUAACCAAGAAUGAGAUCAGCUACAUUGAGGAUGGGGCCUUCGCUGGACAGGCAAACCUUCAGGUUCUACAACUGGGCUACAACAAACUGACCAAUCUGACUGAAGGAAUGUUGAGAGGCCUGGGCCGAAUGCAGUGCCUCUUUUUACAACACAACCUCAUUGAGAUCAUUGCCACCAAUGCCUUCUGGGAGUGCCCCAACCUCAGCAGCCUGGAUCUAUCUUCAAAUAAAUUGGCCCGUCUUGACCCCUCUACCUUCACUUCCCUCAACAGGCUAAUGGUCUGUGAACUAGCAGCGAACCCGUUCCAUUGUGGGUGCGAGCUCUACAGUUUUCUGACUUGGCUAGAGGAGUUCAACAAUGUCACCCACACUUACGACCGGCUCCAAUGUGAAACUCCACCAGAACUGACAGGGUAUCCCCUCCUGGGCCAAGCGCCUGGGCAGGGAAGGAAUGCUCGGAAUAUUCUCCUGUCUGCCUGUCGGGACGGUGUGAUUAUUCCAGGGAUGACCUCCCAGAUGCCAGAUCCAGAUGGCUCAGGGAUGGGUUUAGACAAUUCUGACCCAGGUCUGUACCCUCAGCCAACCACAGCUACCGCCGAUCCCAACUACGUUCCUCAGAUUUCCAUUAAGCUGGAGUCGGUCUCCCUCUACACGGCAUCUCUUCUUGUGCAGAUUCCAAAACCGUACACUAAGAUGUACAUCCUCUCCCAGUAUAAUGAUACCUUUGCAACAGAAAUUAUGUCCCUCACAAAGAAGAAGGAGAAGAUCCCCAUAGAUAAGCUGAAACCACACACCAACUACACCUACUGCGUGGCGUCCGGAAGUAAAACUCAACGAUACAACCAUACUUGCCUGUCUUUCACAACGCGGGCUGUGGGCCCGGAGGACCUCCGUUCUAAUCCAUCCACAACUACCCACUACAUUAUGACAAUCCUGGGAUGUCUGUUUGGUAUGGUGAUUGUGCUCGGAUUUGUCUACUACUGCCUCAGGCGGCGACGCAUCCAAGAAGAGAAGGAGAAGGCUAUAAGUGUAAAGAAAACAAUUCUGGAGAUGAGGUACGGUCCAGAGGCAGCUGCAGCAGUGGCCAAUGACCCAGGGGCCAUUCAGCGUCUUCAGGAGCAGACUCAUCACCACCAUUCAGGAGGAGCGGGAGGGAAGCUUCCACCAUCUGCCUCUUCUAGCACCGGGAUGCUCCAUGGAUCAGCAAACACAAGCUCUUCCCGCCUCUCCACCUUGCCCCAGGUAGAAAAAAUGGCCUCUGCCUUCUCCGAGGCAAUGGGCAGCAAGAGCAAUUACAUGGAUGUGAGGACAACGGGAAUGGUUGGGGAGAGCAGAGACGGAGUACUGGUUGCUGGAGGAGUAGGAGGUGAAGUAGUUGUUGAUAUGCGCGGUGUGGCUGAAAAUGGGACAGAGGCUGGGGAAGACUCGGAUGAUGAUGGCCGUGGCUCUGCAUCGGAGAUUUCCACCAUUGCUAAGGAGGUGGACAAAGUGAACCAGAUCAUUAACAACUGCAUCGACGCCCUCAAGCUGGACGCCUCUGCCAAUAUUGUGUCGACAGCUGACGACGGUAACUCUCUGUCCUCCUCCCAGCCACCUUGCAUGGCACCUCUUUCCCGCAAUCUCCUGCCUCUCUCCACUGCCUCCUCUGGAGAUCAGAUCAUGGCCUCUUCUCCAAAGGUGCAUCCAAAGUCUCAGCCACACCCUCAGCCUCAUCCUCAGCCACAACCUCAGUCCCAUCCUCAGUCUCACCCACAGCUACAUCAACAGCCUCAUCCCCCUUCUAUGGCCCCGGUGCCCCUGGUCAUGCCCCUGUCGGAGCGACCUGGCAUCAGCGGAGGUGGGUUCCUUUCCCCACCUUACCGUGACCCACCCCCAGCUAAUGCGGUACGGCCCCUUCAGAGGCAGCAGAGUGCCGACACCACUGCAGUCAAGAAUCGUUGUGGUACUCCUGCUGCAGUAUCCGUCAAGAACGCAAGGGUGUACAGUGUGGAUAUACCGGAGCAGCGGAGUGAUCCACCCAAGUAUCCAACAGAGAAGGGGAGUCCUGCCGUUUGUGGUGGGAUGGGUGGAAGCGGGGGACAUGGUGGAGUAGGAGGCUGUGGAAAUGGCAAGGGGAACCUAAAUGGUGGUGGGGUGAGUUUAAAUGGAGGCGGAAUGGGAUGUAAUAAUGGGAAUGGAAGUGGAUGUGGGGUUGUUGGGCCUGGACAGCAGCAGCAUCACUUAGAGGUUCAGCCAGACUACCACAGCUCAGAGCACCGACACUCCUUUCCUGCGCUCUACUACGAAGAUGGCAACGAAUCUCCCUUACCAGCCCAAAAAGCUUCAUUCCUCAAGCCACUGGGACGCACCAAAAGGGAGGCCACAGCCACCUACUCCCAGCUCUCUCCUGCUCGUCACCAUAACUACAACUCCGGGUACUCCUCCAGUCCGGAGUACUCAUCAGAGAGCACGCUACGCAUCUGGGAGAGAUUUCGACCGUACAAGAAAAACCCACGCGAGGAAGCCUCCUACAUAGCCGCGGGCCACGCAUUGCGUAAGAAGGUGCAGUUUGCCAAGGAUGAGGAUCUUCAUGAUAUUUUGGAUUAUUGGAAGGGCGUUUCUGCCCAGCAAAAGCUGUGAGUUUGGUGGGGGAGAAAGAGUCAAAUGCUACGUGGGAGAUUUUAAGCUGAACACCAACAGCGGACUAAUACAGAGGUAGGAUGAGAAUCUUUCUGCAGAGUGACUUGGGUCAUUCAUCCGGCAGAUCCAGAGUUGACUAAUCUCAAGAUGAGUUUGGAACAUGUUUUUGGUGACAGUUCAUUGACAUUUUAAAUGGUUCCAGAGGAUGACAUUUGUCACCACAACCCUGAGUGGUCUGUUCCCCGGACGGCCUCGUACUGGGCACUUUGGUCCUUGCAGGCUUUGCAGAAAUGCUAAGUACAUUUUGAUGAGCAAAGUUAACUUGGUGACAAGCGUCUUCUACCUCAUCACUGGUACACCUCAUCACUGUAGCUCAACUAUCUCAGUAGAAACAGCAGCAUUUAUAAUUUAAGCUCUGUUUUAAGCUCCAUCUGUUUUUUUUUUUCAAUUUCUAUCAAACAACCAUUCAAAGGACAUUAAUUCCACGGCACUGCUUCCACCUGGGUUUCUAUAAAACAUCAUUUAGAGCACUAAUGAGAAACUAAAUUGAAGAUUUAUUUGUUGUUGUAUUAGAAUACCUGUCUUUGGGGAAGACAUUAAGCGAUACUAAUCUGGCUUAUUGUUCUCCCUAGCAAUUAGCCAGUGUAACAGAAGGUCAGGGACAGUGUUUGUUGAGCAUGCUUAUUGAUGUAAAACACCCAACUACGCAUAUUCAGUCGUGUGUGUACAUACAGGUUGUGAGUUUUAAUGUGAGAAAUCCCAUUUUAGUUGAAGAGGGAAGUAGGGGCUGAGUCAUUCUUUAUCUCAGGCUUCUGUAUGAGAGCAAAAGGUUUUGUGAUAGACAGAUUAGAUAACAACCUACAGUAGCUGGGAAGGUCUGUGAGUGUACUUGUGAAUGAGUAAGAGUUUUGCUCAUUUGGCAUAUCUAGAUGUCGCGAAGCAAACCCUGUGAAAACUUCCAGGCCUUUUUGGCCUAUUUACAGGCACUACUUUGGAGCUGGAGCAUUUACAUUUCAAUAGGCUGAGUCAUGCCGAAAUUACUUGAGGGGUGGGCUGGAAGUGCAGGUGCAAGCUCGUGUAGUAAAGAAUCAAGUAAUCACAUUUUGGAACAGAAGCAGACUGAGAGCAGGUUAGAGGUUUCCUGUGAACAGCCCUGUGCUAAAGAGGAGAGGCAAGGUUCAGCGCUUUUCUAGCUGCGGCUGCAUUCCAUCAUAACGCUCUCUCCAAUGCACAGUGGACACUGGAAAAAGAGCUGAAGAUCCACAUGGUAUUUAUUUUUUAUUUUUUUGCCUCUGCCUCGAUAAAGCUGACAUCUCCCUGUGCUUGACAGUUCUCUGUUCUGGUAAAACAAAAACUGGUAGCUUGCUAUGGACCAAAGUGCCCUUAGGAGGUGAAAUUUAAAGGAUUUUAAUUACACUUGCCUAUCUUCCUGUGUGUGUGUGUGUGUGUGUGUGUGUGCGUGCGUGUGUGUUUUUAUGUUUUUUUAAUUAUUAUUAUUUAAUGUGAUGCUGUUAUAGCUGGUUGAGGGAAAACGGAGCAAGGCUUGCCAACUACCAAGGAGACAAUUAGUGUCUAUUUUUUAACCUCCUGGAUAUUUGUUUUUAUCUUAGUUUUCUUUUUUCUCAGAAUUGUUGAGUAUCAUGUCAGUACAGGAUAUCCACUGAUUACAUUUGUACCAAAUUAACCCAAAGAGCUUUUUAUGAAAGUUAUAGAAAUGAUUUGUCUGGUCAGUGUAAGAGUUUGACCAAGAAAAAAAAUUAGGUUGAUUAUGAGAUUCACUUUUUGGCCAAGUUAAAUCUGUUCAAAAACAUUGUUUUUUUUUUGUUGUUGUUUGUUUGCUGUCAUUCAAAAGGCUGGCAGAUAUAGAAUUAAUUUGUUGGAAGAAAGAAAAAUAAUCAUGUGUAAAGUAUAUAUAUGUUUUAUAUGUUUUAUUUUUCUUCUCUUUUUAAGCAGAAUGUUCUUCCAAAAACUGCAAGACUCACCAUUUCUAACUCCAAGAAAUGAUGAGUUGUUGUCUUGUAUUGCUUGUUUUUCAAGUGUUUCUGUGCUUUUUAAACUUCCGUUGUGUUCCGACCCAACAGAGCUGGUAGCAUCCACAAAGAGAAUAUCACAGCCUUAUCAUCACUGUAGCAUCAGAUCAAUACGACUUAAUCUGAGUAAAAGGAACAACAAUAAAUGCAUACAGCAAACUCCCUUGAGCUCAAAGUCUCAGUCUCCAUUUUUCUUUUGAGAGAGCAAAAUGUACUCGUUUUGCCUCAUCUUCACUUUCUGCUGGGAGCUUUCGCUACCUUAGGUCCAAGGGAUGACCAAUCGGUUAGUCUGAGAUUAUCCAGUGUGGGAACCUUUUUAAAAUAAUGACUGCAUUUGAAAGACUGGGGAGAAUUGAGCUGCAUAUUCACUUAAAGAGUUUUUUGUCAGAUGUAACAUAACAUUAUCCGAGUUACUCAACAGUUCAGGCCACUGAAUUCAAUCAGUUGCUAACAACAGGUCCACUAUCCAUUAAAGGUCGUAUGAACUUCUUGACAGAAAUGAUAUGCAUCCAGCUUUGUUCAUAGGCCCUAUUAAGGAAUAGUAAGCAACUUAAUUUGACGUCUACCUGUGGUGAUCAAGCCAUGCUCCUGUGUUCCCUUCAAUAUAUUUCAGGAUAUCAAAGUUUUCUUUUUAUGCCACUCUCUGAGAACAAAGGGUAUUUGCCUUCAACCCCAAAGGACCAGAACCCAGAAGUCCAAACUGACCAGUGUGUUAGCUGUCGUACCAGUCAGAUUACCAAUGUGUAAUUUCUCUCUCGAGUCUAAAUCUAAAGGAUUUACUGUCAGUGUCGGGGCUCCAGAGGUAAACAUGGAGAGGAAGCAGCAGAAACUGUUUGACUUGUGCUGGUCUCUUGGGGAAUUAGUCAAAUCCUCUCCGCUCACAGCUGUGAAACCCAACGGUACAUUGACAAAGAACAGAUCGGGUGUUUGAAUUCAGAGAACCAUUUAAACAAUUGUCUUGAAUGAAAUUUUUAAUCGAUAUUACCAUUAUUGUCACUGUGAUCAAAAGGCAUUUUAAUAGAAACAGUUCUGGUGUUUUGGUAAUCGAAUAUAUAGCUUCUACCAAUCUGAAACAAAUCCUCUCAGUUGCUACUUAAACUGUUUUACUAGCUGCCUUGGGGAUUCGUCGCGGCACGGUUUGGGUUUUUGCUCUUUUUAAGUUUUGCAAUCUUUUUUAGGCUCAGGUUUCUUCAAACAUAACAAAUCAAUAAUCUGAAAAUUGUGGGAGCAGCACUCCAAAUCACCUCCCUGUAGAGUUGUCCUUGCCCUUAAUGUGGACCUCUAUCAAAGAACCUGAAAACUUGCACAGCCUUACUGGGGAUGGCUGCAAGGUCUUUUCUGCCUUUUCUGAUGAAAUCUCUGAGUCCGUGCUUUACAUUUUUGCAGUGGAAGUCAUGGACUCUAAUGUUGUAAACAUAAAAAAACCUCAUAUUUACUGGUUAAUACUAAGAGGCUCCUCUCCCCACUGCCCUAUAGGCCACUUCUGUGUUUAACAUUAAUAAACACAUAAUGGACCCCAAGAACCUUUGCUGCAGAGAACAUGCCACUUUUUACUGGUGGCAAAUAUCAGUAGAUAAAGUUUGGCAGAAAUUUUGCUGUUAAAAAUUAUUUUGCUAAGGGUUUUUCACGUUUGACCAUACCAUAACAAUGUUUAUCUUCUGUGCAUUUUACUGGACAAAAUAUUAUAUUUAUGUUGUGAAAAUGUAUAAUAAUAAGAACAUAAUUAUAAUUUAUUAUUAUUAUUAUUAUUUACAAUCAAGACAUCUCAGAGAAAGCUGCUUGAUGCAGUUUGGAGAUCAUGUGAUAAAGUUGAAAAUGGUU